UCAAGAAACGGUCACAGCACACGGGAGCGGUUUAAGAUUAUCGAUGAAGUUAUAAAAAAAGUGUUUGUGACUUAAGUUUGUCUCACAGAAAUGGGACGUUAAAGAGGUUUUUUUUUAUUUUAUUUUGAACGGAGAGAGGUUUUGAUAAACAUGACGGCUAACGAGGAUCAGGAGAUGGAGCUGGAGGCUCUUCGUUCCAUCUACGAAGGAGACGAAUGUUUCAAGGAAACGAGCCCAGUUUCCUUCCAGUUCCGGGUUGGACAGCUGGACGACUCCAAAGCCUUCAUCCUGGACUUCACGUGGCCGGAGACCUACCCGGACACGGCGCCUCACAUUUCCAUGGACGCCUUCUUCAACAACAGGAUCGCUCCAGAAACUAAACAGCUGAUCCUGUCCAAGCUGGAGGAGCAGGUGGAAGCUAACCUGGGCACCGCUAUGAUGUACACGCUGUUUGAGUGGGCCAAGGAGAACCAGGAGAACCUGAUGGAGAACCACCAGCCCGCAGUCACCGCUGUGAUGGCAACACCCGGCAGUGAGGUGACUGAAGCUCCGUUGGCCAAAAAGAGGGAGAAGAAAGAGCAGCUGACCAAAGCACAGAAGAGGAGGAUCACCAACAGAACAGAUAAUAAGGGGGAUCUGCCCCGAGGCUGGAACUGGGUCGACGUCAUAAAACAUCUGAGCAAAACGGGAGGAAGCAUGGACGACUAGACGAGAAAAGGCCAACCCGUCGUCGACUCACCAGUGUGGAGCCUCCUGCAGUAGCUGGGUGGAAGUGGACUUGGUUCCGACUCCAAGUUGUGGACUGCAAUCUUCAGCUCGGCCCGUGCUUCCCUAAACUCAGACACCGGAGACUUUUAGCUGCCUUCACUGCCGUGUUUUUAAAGUCUGACGUUGGGAUCGGUGGCUCCACAGACACGCCGCAAGCAUCUUGAGCUAACCCGAGGAGUCGUGAUGUUUUUAAAAGUGCACAAAGUGGGACUUUUGAUGAGCAUUUGUUUCCUGUGAGCGUUACAGGUUUGUGGAUGAAUAAAAGACGACGUGCAGCCUCGUCCUGUCGCUGCAGUAGUUUUUACUCUUGGUUUGUUACUCAGUUCUUCAGUCCAGCCUCAGUCAGUGAUCCUGCUGCGUGUGGAGGACGGCGGGUCUUCUGUCCGGUUCUGAAGCUGCUGUUUGACCCGAUUCAGCCUGAAGCAGCUUCACCGCUCACAGGUCCUCAGAGUUCAG
This is a messenger RNA of Thalassophryne amazonica, 1224 nucleotides long. It is a transcript of the gene rwdd4, whose product is annotated as RWD domain containing 4. The coding region runs from base 151 to 708 and encodes 185 amino acids. Lineage: Eukaryota; Metazoa; Chordata; Actinopteri; Batrachoidiformes; Batrachoididae. The record is from RefSeq and is a predicted model, not a curated record. Gene Ontology annotation, molecular function: protein binding. The transcript is spliced from 8 exons.